UUCUCAGUCGAUAUCUCGUCUAUUCCGGUAGUUGUGCAAUUCUUGUUCCGUGUGAAUACCAUCACAAGGAUUUUUACAGGUUGUGUUAUAUAGGGCCGUGAUUUAUACUGAAAGAUUUAGAGAGUUUUUACAUGUGUAGUCGUUCAAUUUGAUCGGUAUAUACAUGUACACUGAAUAUGGCGACAAAAACAAACCGUUUCACACCCGAGCAGUUACACGGAUAGAAUGUUGUGAUUAUCGGAGGCGGAUCAAUAUCAUUUUAUCGGAGGCGGAUCAAUAUCAUUUUAAAAACCUGUACGGGAUCAGCGUUUGGUAGUACUGCCUUCACUAUGAGCUGUCCACAGUUUGGUUUAAUGUCUAUGCCUCACAGCCGGAGUGUCCCACUGAAGAAAGCCGAUGUACAGGUGUCCAUCCGCGGAUUUAUCGCCAAUGUUAAGUCGGACCUCCAUUACGUGAACGACACUGACGAGAACAUGGAGACCGAGUUCGUGUUUCCACUGGAUACGGAUUCGGCGGUCUACAAGUUUGAGGCCGAGAUAGACAACAGGACUAUAGUAGCAGAGAUUCAGGAAAAAUCUCAAGCUAAACAGACAUACCAGGAUGCUGUUGAUUCGGGUUAUACUGCUAUGUACAUGGGAGAAUAUGAUAAGGCUGGCGACAUCUUCCGUGUGAGACUCGGGAAUCUUCCUGCCAAAAUGGCGGCUAAGCUGACGUUCUCUUACGUUCAAGAACUGGAUUUGAGUUCUGAUCAGACUGGGACAUUUAUGCUUCCAACUGUGCUUAAUCCUCGAUAUGCACCCGACUGCUCACCAACUGAUGAUUCAAAAUCGGAAGAAUGUCAAGAGACGACGUUAGACACGAUACUGUCUGAAGUAGAAACACUGUAUUAUUCUGAUUUCACAAUGACCUUGGAAACUGUUGUGGCUGGAGGAAAAAAUCUGAUGUUGUCCGAGAACAAAAUGGAGUUUGACGUCUUGGCUGAUAUUAUUGAGAAUAAAAUGAGCUUAUCGAAACAACUGAAGCCUGGUUCUGACUUUUCGAUUGUAUUGCAUUACAAAGGUUUUGAGAAACCAGGAACGAUUUUUGAGAAGGGCAUAAAAGACAGUAAAAAUGGGUUCUUGUCGUCCGAUGUAUUGAUGAUCAAUUUUUCGCCGGAAUUUAAGGAUCUGGAUUCGGAAUUGCCCUGUGAAUUUGUGUUUGUGAUAGAUCGUUCAGGAAAAGCAGAAGGAAUAUCCCAAAAUUGUGAAUUUCGUAACCACAGGAGUCUGGCUGUAGGAUGGGUCCAAAAUAGUCGAUCGAUGACUGGUGACCGCAUUGAGAAAGCCAAAGAAACAUUAUUGUUGUUGCUGAAAAGUCUGCCUGUUACCUGCAUAUUCAAUAUAGUCAGUUUUGGAACAACAUUUUCGACUUUGUUUUCAAAGAGUAAACCGUAUAAUGAGGAAAAUCUGGAAGAAGCUAUGCAUCUUCAGAGGAAUAUGAGGGCAGAUAUGGGAGGAACAGAAAUUUUCAAGCCAUUGGAAAAUGUUUUCAAGAACAAGCCUUCAGGUUCUUAUGCUAGACAAGUAUUUUUGCUGACAGAUGGACAAGUUAGCAGUGUAUCAAACAUAGUACAGUUGGUGAAGGAGCAGAAAAACACAAGGGUGUUUACGUUUGGCAUUGGAGAUGGAUGUUCGACGGACUUGAUACGGAAAGUCGCCAAAGUAAGCAAUGGAAAAGCAACAUUUGUGAAAGAUGAAGAUCGACUGCAGUCAAAGGUUAUGUCCGCUUUGAGAUGCAGUGUGCAAGGUGGAAUUGCUGAUGCGUCCUUAACUUGGACUCUUCCUGAAGGUUGCACUGUCAUAAAUGCUCCUGAUGAAGUACCCCCCGUUUUUCCUGGAGAAAGACUAAUCUUGUAUGCAAUCAUUACCGGUGAUAUUCCGAAGGACUUCUCAGGGAAAACCAGUUUGAUGUUAACUGGUAAAGUCGGCGAAAAGAAUGUUAGUUUUUCUAUGCAGUUUGAUAUGGACUCGUGCACUCAUGCCGACGAUUCUUGCCCGCUUCACAGACUUGCUGCUAAGUCCAAACUGGCUGAGAUGGAACUAAAUAUGACUGACGAAAAUGCGAUGGUUGCACUAAGCACUGCCAUGAAUGUCCCCUGCAGAUAUACGGCGUUUGUUGGCGUCGAUAAAACGAUGAGAACAGCUUUGAUCUCUCAGGACGUCGAAAUGGAGCAAUACAGCAAUGAAUCAUUUAAUCUGUCUGCUUACAAUUUUACAUCGCCAAAGUCUAAACAUAAAUCAGGAUUUGGGGAAAAGUUUGUUAAUAUUUUUUCAAACAUAUUCUCCAAAAAGUCAAUGCAAACAAAAGAUGCGCACGUAUCUAGGCAUGGACCAAAACAUACGAACUCCGCGUCAAGAAAAGGAUCCGUCGAACGCCCACAGUCUUCAACCUCCCCUGGUGCAUUACCUUACUUGGUUCCUGAUUCUCCGAGACAUGAAAAGAUGAACUAUGGAUUCCAUGCAAUGUCUUUCUCGAGCAAUGUACGUAAGAAAAAGUCGAAGCCCUCCCUGGGACGAAAUGAGCGCCUAAGGACAAAGCAUUUUAUCUCGACAGAUGAUCCAGACCCGGUGACGUCCUUGAUGUCUUGUGAAUUGGAUAGAUCGGAAUUUUCAAAUAUCGAUAAAAGCAACAUAUUUAUAGGUGAUUCAGACCUGAAGCUGUCCUUGGCAACUUGUGGAUUGAUGGGUGGAAUGCCAGAGAGUUCAUUGGAUGAAGAUGAUGAACCUGCAGAUGUUGUGAAAGGCACUGAUGACAGCAUUUGGAAAAUGAUGCAGCUGGUUAAGGAACAGAAAUUUAAUGGAUCUUGGCAGUUAGACAGCUUAUUAAAGAUAAUAAAAAAGCCAGAGGAAGAAAUAAAGGAAUCAGCAGUGGUUAAGGACACAGACGUGUGGGCCACAGCUCUUGCUAUUGCAUUCUUAAGAAAAGAAUUGCCUGACAAAAAGGACGAGUGGGAAAUGUUAGUGGAGAAAGCACUGAAAUGGCUGAAGACAAAGGACGCGGAGGGCAAAGAUGUCGUGCAGGAAGCCAUGGCAUUUCUGUCGGAAUAACCCAGUUUAACCCACGUUGAGUCACGCUUCCGAUACAUCAUACAUAUCAAUGACGAGCUAUAGCUUACCUCAGACCAAUUAAUAUUGGAAAUGUCUUGGGGGAUUAAUUCAAGAAGAACAAACGUUUUUUGUGAAAAUUUGUCAUAUUGGCACACUGAUUUUGAAUACGGAUAACUCCGUUUACCUGAUCAAUAUAUAGGACUCACGGCGAGUGUGACCGGCCCACAGGGUAUGCUUACUCCUCCUAGGCACCUGAUCCCACCACUGUUGUGUCCAGAGGUCCGUGUUUGCCCAAAUCUCUAUUUUGUAUUGCUUAUAGGAGUUAUGAGAUUGAUCACUGUUCGUUAUCUUGCCUUUCAUUUGUGUAGCCCAAUUUAUGUCAUUUAUAAGAAGUACAAAUACAUUGCUAAAGUUAGAGUAUGUGCUCAUAAUUGAAAGAUAACUGGCGAUGGAAAGAAUUAAAAGAGUAAUAAUUACAUUUGGUAUCCAAGUAAGCAAUAUUUAUGUACCAGUGUAUGAUACUUAUACACUGAGUGGUAAGUAUUGCAACAAACAUGGAUGACGUCAUCACAAUGUAAAUAUCAGUUGCAUGGAAGAAAACCAGCUUUAAAUGAAAUAAACGUUAUUUAUUUACCAUUUUUCUAGUGUAACUUGACGUAGUCUUGAAGGAAUUGAAGCACAUAAGCUUCGACUGUAUGUCUGAAAGAGACCAUUCCAAAUUAUUGUCCCUGCAGCCACUAGGUCAUCCCGGCUCACGGGACAGUUUGAUUUUGAUACAACGCCAGACAUUUUCAAUGACAUUAAGAUAUGGGGACUGCAGACCAGUUGACUUUUUCUUGUUUCCAAGUAUUGGUCUGUCUAGAGGAGUGGGGGUGGCAUUAUCGUCUUCGAAAAUAAAUGAUUUCCAAAAACUUACAGAGUUAUUUUGUCCAAUGACUACUUGUGUUUCCUCUGAGAAAAUACUUGUAACUUUCUGCCACUGUUCAGGUUUCCAAUAUCUUUUCCCUCGGCACCACAAAAUUCGGCGUUGUCUCUUGACUUGCGAUUGUAAGCGUUUACUAAAUUUUGCCUCUCCUGUAUCCUUCCUGAUGUAACCUACGACGAACAGUUCUCCUGGACACAUUUGUACCUUCAUUCCUAUUAAAAAUUGAUGUAAUGUCUUAAAGAGAUUCUUUUGAGUUAGUUUUCAGAAUGCGAUAAAGUUUCCGAUCACUCCUCUCAUCUAUCACUUUGGGCAUUCCACUCCGGGGAUCGUUUUCAACACUUCCCUUUUGACGAAUUUUUUUCUUCAAAACUCGUCCAACAGUGCUUCAAUGGAUUCCCAAUGAUUCACUAAUUAUAUUGUCAUUAAAUCCCUUUGAAUUUAGAAUUGCAAUCUGUUCCUUUAGGUCCUUUGACAAUUGUCUCAUACUAUUCGACCAUUGUUUCCAGUCGAUACCUUACCUGAAAUCGUCUGCUACUUUGAAGUACAAACGGUUCCCCAUAUAAUUCGUACCCUAGUUAAUUCGCAUACCUGACAUUACAACCUCACCUUAAUUUAUUGCGCGUCAACAAUGAAAAUAGAAUUUGAAGCGAGUAAAAUUGUGAUGACAUCAACCAUGUUUGUUGCAAUACUUUUUGUCAUUCAGUGUACGUUUGGGCGAUAAAUUUAUGAAAAGUAUUAAUGUAAACAAGUUAAUGAGUUAAAACUGGUAGAGUUACAUAUAUUUAGCGCAUAAAUGUUGAUAUAUGUUUGGAAAACAUUAAGGUUUAACUUUAUGUUAAAAUUUGGAUGACCCGAUUUUGUUGUCAAUAUAUACUAUUUGUGCACUAUCUUUUUGUAAUGUUUGUCUAUUUCAUCAAUGAAUUUCAAAAUCUGGAAUUUUCCAAUAAACUAAACAUUUCAUCAAAGAAUAUGUGUAUAAACACUACAGAUA
Messenger RNA from Ostrea edulis (European flat oyster), 5002 nucleotides. RefSeq names its product von Willebrand factor A domain-containing protein 5A-like. The record is from RefSeq and is a predicted model, not a curated record. The coding region runs from base 330 to 3086 and encodes 918 amino acids. NCBI's taxonomy places the organism in Eukaryota, Metazoa, Mollusca, Bivalvia, Ostreida, Ostreidae. The transcript has 22 exons.